Molecule: messenger RNA, 510 nt
Organism: Parnassius apollo (apollo)
Lineage: Eukaryota; Metazoa; Arthropoda; Insecta; Lepidoptera; Papilionidae
Source: the annotation of a GenBank genome assembly
AUGUGGGAUUCUCCAACGUUCGUAGGAGUGCUCACACCUAAAUUUUAUGUAGCCCUUACCGGCACCUCUUCACUUAUCUCAGGACUUAUUUUAAUAUUCGAGUGGUGGUAUUUCCGAAAGUAUGGCACUUCUUUUAUCGAACAGGUGUCAUUGGCUCACUUGGGUCCAUGGCUAGGCGGUGGAGCGAGCGCGACGGACGGGGAAGAGGGCGAGGCGGGCGCGGGAGCGGGAGGGGGUGCGGGGGCGGGGCCCGGGCCGGGUGCAGGCUUGGGGGCGGGGAGCGCGCCGGCCGGCCCUGCGCCCGCCGAGUGCAAGGUGUGGCGCAACCCGAUGUCGCUGCUGCGUGGUGCUGAGUACGGCCGCCUGUGGACCGUGGCUCGUCGCGCGCCACUCACUUACUAUGACAUGAACCUCUCCGCGCAAGAGCAUCAAGCUUGGUUCGGUGAGCAAGAUUUUGAAUCAGCCAAGCAAUGGACCCAACCCACUGGGAAGAUCUGUCGGUUUCAGUAG